AUGCACUUCCUCCCGACGCUCUCGGCCCUCGUCCUCGUCCUCGCCCUCGCCCUCGCCCAAGCGGCCCCCGCACCUCUCCCGACGCUUGCCCCCGCCCCUGCUGCACCCGACCGCCUCGACGACCGCACCGCGAGCCGCCUCUCGGCCCUCGCCGGCGCCUUUGAGCGCCAGAGCGCCGGCUUGAGCGCCUUUGUCGCCGACGCCUCGUCGUCGCGCGCCUCGGUCCUCUCGGUCGCGAGCGCCGCCGCCGCCGCUGCGAGCCACUCGAGCGUAUCCGCCCUGCGCAACUCGAUCGUGUCGGCCAACCGCGCAAAGCAGUCGGCCUACGUCGCCUCGUCGCGCGCGUCGGUCGCGUCGGUCGCAGCGGCAGCGGCGAGCCGCUCGAGCGUGUCGAGCGUGCGCAACGCGGUCGUGUCGAGCAACCGCGCGAGGCAGUCGGCGUACGUCAGCUCGUCGAGGGCUGCGGCUGCCGCAGCAGCGACGAGGACGAGCGGCUUCGCGACCGUCACGGCGACGAAAGCGCCGACGACGGCAGCGCCCUGA
Molecule: messenger RNA, 543 nt
Organism: Rhodotorula graminis WP1
Lineage: Eukaryota; Fungi; Basidiomycota; Microbotryomycetes; Sporidiobolales; Sporidiobolaceae
Exons: 1
Coding region: 1-543 (180 amino acids)
Source: RefSeq, a predicted model, not a curated record